AUAUGAAUUUGAGCCAACAAAUAUCGAAAUAAAUAACGCAUGGAACACUGCCUUUAAUAAUAUCGUCAAUCACGUCAUUUAAUGACGUUUAACGUCGAUUUGUAACUUUUAAAUUAUCCAGUGAAUAUUCAAACAUAUAAAAAAUGGCGUAUUUAAAUGAAAGUCAUCCGGAAGUAUUUUUUACUAUACCGCGACCUGGAGGAAUCGCAAAAAUCGAAUUACCACCGGAAGCGCAAAUCGAUAGCAGAGGAAAAUCCUCCAGAACUACUAUAGCAUCAAGAAGGUCUAUUAGAUCCAGAUCUUCCAGAUCAAAAAGUGCUGCUUUCGAAAGCUUUUUCCAAACGCCUGUUGGGGGUACGACUCGAGAAUUCCGCGUAACAACUGCUAUGAUAUCGUCUCCGUGGGCGUUGUUUGAUGAUACAUUCGAAGAAUUUCCGAAACCACCAAAUCCCGCCCAAGACGUCAUAGAUCUUUUAGCGAUUACUAUAAGUACCAUAAUGCUUUUGGCCGCUGGUCAUGAUAGCAUCCCAAUAGAACAUCAAAGAUGGACUUUGAGCUAUUUGGAGAACAUCAGGGACGAAUUUGGAAACAAUCCUCCAAAUGUAACUGGAAUUAUAAAUCAUUUAAAAAUGACAAAUUCGGAACUGGAAUCAUUUAAUGAUAAAGACAACGUUAGUAUAGUAGAAGAUGAAAAAGAAGAAGAAGAAGAAGUUGUAGCAGAAGAAGAAGCAGCAUAAUAACAUAUCUCCACAUUUUCUUAUAAUGAUAAAUAUAUUGAGCAUUUUCAUUCAUUAAAAAUAAAUAAAUUAAAAACAAAA
Messenger RNA from Diorhabda carinulata, 818 nucleotides. RefSeq lists its product as uncharacterized. The record is from RefSeq and is a predicted model, not a curated record. The transcript is spliced from 3 exons. The coding region runs from base 144 to 737 and encodes 197 amino acids. NCBI's taxonomy places the organism in Eukaryota, Metazoa, Arthropoda, Insecta, Coleoptera, Chrysomelidae.